UUGUAAUGUUUUAAGGUCCCUUCAACACUAAACUGCCCAAGCUUUUGUCUUUUCAAGCCAACAAAAUGGUUAUGACGAGCGAACAGAACUCAUCGACUUCUGCAGCGAACAAGCAGAAGAAGCAACGGCUACGCAAUCGGCCCAGAAACAAACGCAACCGAUUGGAAGAUAACGAGGCUCAGCCACGCAGCGACAGUGCAAUGCAAAAAUCUAACAGUAAUCCACAGCAGAAUGCAGCGGCGGAUAAGACCCGCGAGCAGGUGAUGGCCGAGCGAGAGGCUAAAAAGCAAGCGAAGCAGGCCAAGAAGCAGAAGCCCAACACGCCAGCCACAACAAUCAUAACACAAGUAGAGCAAACGACCAUCACAAAAAAGCUAACAACCACAACCACAACAACGACGAAAGAACAAAACCAACUCCAGCUAGCAGCAGCCGCUUCCGCGCCCUUAACUGAUGCCACCGUCACAAGUAACGCAGUUCAGGUCACAGCACAAAACUCAACAGAUUCCUUGACCAACGUUGCGGAAGCUGGCGAAAAAACGCGCGAGCAAAUCAAAGCGGAACGUGAGGCGAAAAAGGCCGCCAAACAUGCUGCAAAGUCCAACAAGGCCAACAACGUGGAUGCAGUGGCUCAGCAAUUAAACCACGUGCAACUCACUCCUAAGGCGGCAGUUACCGAAACUGCUGCAGCGGGAGCAGCAGAUCUAGACAAGAAAAAACCAGCGCUAAGCAAGGCGGAGCGUCGUGCGAUACAGGAGGCGCAACGCGCGGCCAAGGCACAGGGACAAAACAAAAAGGGGACACCAACGCCCGGUGUAGCUAAAGCCGCGGCAAGCAGCGUUAAGGCGACGCCUAUUGUGAGUGCAACGCCUGUUAAGGAGCCCAAACGAGAGAGUGAAUCACCCGCCAAGUCGCCGUCAAAGCCAACAACGCAGAAAGCAGAACGAGAGUGGAAUGUGAAGCUGUUCAAUCAUUUGGUGAGCGCUGACAAAGACGCUAGCUUAUUCAUAAACGAUGCCAGUGUGCAUCCCAGCAUUGCUCGGCUGGGUGUCCAGUAUUCCCAGCGUACUAUUGUUGGCUCCAAUGCGCGCUGUAUCGCUUUCCUGCAUGCGCUGCGGCAGGUGGUGCAGGACUUUGAGACGCCCGCGAAGAAAGAGUUUGGACGCAGUCUCGAUGCCGCAGUCAAGCAUCAUGUCGAACAUCUGCACAAGUGCCGACCGCUGGCCGUGUCCGUAUCCAAUGCCUAUAAGCAGUUUAAGAACCAGUUGACGCAGCUGCCGGACAAACCGGAAACGGAGUUAAAGGAGCUACUCGGACACUUUAUAGACACCUACAUUGAGAAUCAGAUUGGCAAGGCUGCGCAGGCCAUCAGCAGCUCCAUGCAGGAGAAGAUUACAGACGGCGAUGUGCUGCUCACUUUUGCCUGUUCCUCGCUCAUACAGUUUAUCUGCGAGGAGGCCAAACGCCGCCAGGUGUCCUUUCGUGUCAUUGUUGUAGAUUCGUUGCCUUUUUGUGAGGGACAGGAGAUGCUGCGCCGACUUCACGCCUGCGGCAUACCCUGCACCUAUGUGCUGAUCAACGCCAUCAGCUAUGUGAUGCCGGAGGCCACCAAAGUGAUGCUGGGAGCGCAUGCACUGCUAGCCAAUGGAUAUGUUAUGGCUCGAACGGGCACCGCCCAAGUGGCGCUCGUAGCUAACUCCCAUAAUGUUCCUGUGCUCGUCUGCUGUGAGACGCACAAGUUCAGCGAGCGUUUCCAAACUGAUGCUAUAGUCUAUAACGAACUGUGCGAUCCCAAUCAACUGGUGAAGGGCGCCAAGUGCUGUCUCCAUAACUGGCAAACCAAGAGCCGGCUAACGCCGCUCAAUUUGAGCUACGAUAUAACGCCUCCCGAACUGGUCAGUGCCGUUGUCACCGAGGUGGCCAUUCUGCCCUGCACCAGCGUGCCCGUCAUUCUGCGUAUUAAACCAGAUAUUGGCUAUUAGAGCUUCACAUCUUGUUGCUUUCU
This is a messenger RNA of Drosophila novamexicana, 2005 nucleotides long. RefSeq names its product translation initiation factor eIF-2B subunit delta (gene eIF2Bdelta). Lineage: Eukaryota; Metazoa; Arthropoda; Insecta; Diptera; Drosophilidae. Bases 66 to 1982 code for a protein of 638 amino acids. The record is from RefSeq and is a predicted model, not a curated record. The transcript has 4 exons.